Cajanus cajan (pigeon pea) is the source of this 535-nucleotide messenger RNA. Lineage: Eukaryota; Viridiplantae; Streptophyta; Magnoliopsida; Fabales; Fabaceae. The record is from RefSeq and is a predicted model, not a curated record.
UAGUACGAACGGCGAUUGAUCCUUAAGACAUUUUAAUUGUCAAUAGAAUCUAAAGUAAAAAAUGAUCAGUACAUUGAUCGUUGUCUUGUGUUUGAUAAUUGGCAGUGUUAACCAUGUAAUUUAUGGUAUUCAGAAUACACUCAAAGAAGAUCUAGAACUGGAAAAACAACUGAAGCUCAUUAACAAGCCUCCUAUCAAGAGUAUUUAUACAGAGUUUGGGGAUAUUGUUGAUUGCAUUGAUAUUAACAAGCAACCAGCGUUUGACCAUCCUUUAUUAAAAAAUCAUAAGUUGCAAAGAAAACCCAACUUUGGAAAAACAAGUGUGAAGACUUCACCAGCUAGAUCCAUAUUUGGGCUUGAUAAGGACAAAUGUCCAUUAGGGACAGUUCCUAUUCGGAGAACCACAAAAGAUGAUCUAAUUCGAGAAAAAUCAUUAUUAAAUGAUCAUAUGAUCAUGACUCAAAAAGCUCCUGGUAUUCAUGUUGCAGAAGUAUCUCUCAAGUCGCGUUUUGGUCCUUAUUCCAACAAGAAAUAA